GCAGUCACGUGGAUCGUGCAAUGGCGGCCUCCUGGGCUGCCGGUGGUGGCGUGAGUGUGACCCUGGGUUUGGGGUGGCGUCGCCUCCAGUUGCUUCUGGGAACUGCCGGCCGAUUUCAGUUUCGGGGCUUUCAUACUACAGUGGCUUUUCAAACUGAAGAUAAGAGCUGCAAAGCAGAAGUAGUCAAUGUAGUGUUCAUAGAUCGUUGUGGGCAAAAAAUCCCAGUGCAAGGCCAAGUUGGGGAUGAUGUGCUGCAUUUGGCUCAGAAAAAUGGCAUUGAACUAGAAGGUGCUUGUGAAGCCUCCUUAGCUUGCUCCACCUGUCAUGUUUAUGUAAGCGAUGAUUUUGUGGAUAAGCUUCCCAAACCUGAUGAACGGGAGGAGGAUAUGUUGGAUAUGGCUCCGCUGCUUCAGGAGAACUCUCGACUGGGCUGCCAAAUUAUCCUUAGUAAAGACCUGGAAGGAGCAGAGUUCACCCUUCCCAAAAUCACUAGGAACUUUUAUGUGGAUGGGCAUGUCCCCAAACCACAUUGAGAACUACAGACUCCAAGACUUGAUCUGUCUCCAUUGUUAAGAUGAUAAAGGCUACAGAGAGCACAGCAGGGUUGUGGCCAAAGCUGGAAACAUUUAAAGAAAAGAAAAAAGGAGGAAAUGGCUCGAAGAAUAAGAAGAUGGGGCUAUGGAAGGAACUGAGUGAAAUGAGUGAGACUCAAGCAUUUGGCGACUAUCUCAUUAGUUUGAGAUAGUCAAACUUCUUCAAAGCGGAUUAAGUUUAGCCUCAUCCAAGAGAGAAGGGUAGUUCCAUACCGUUCUUUCCUCAUAUCCUGGAGAGGCAAAAUGUUCUCACACAGCAGCCACUGUGUUUAGCAGAAGAAUACAAAGUUUCAUGUAUUGUUAAUUGCAUGAAGAAGGAAAAAAUGUAAUUCCCAUAAGCACAUUCUCUAUAUACUUUACAGCAUAUUUGUUUUCUCUUAUUCUGCCAGCAUUGUUUUAAUCUAUACUGGCCCUUCUCUGCAUUUAACCAUCAAACAGGAUAUUGGAUAUUUGGUUAUCUGUAUGAAAAAAAGAAACAAAACAGAACAAAA
Messenger RNA from Pseudonaja textilis, 1084 nucleotides. It is a transcript of the gene FDX2, whose product is annotated as ferredoxin 2. NCBI's taxonomy places the organism in Eukaryota, Metazoa, Chordata, Lepidosauria, Squamata, Elapidae. Gene Ontology annotation, biological process: P450-containing electron transport chain. Gene Ontology annotation, molecular function: 2 iron, 2 sulfur cluster binding; electron transfer activity. Gene Ontology annotation, cellular component: mitochondrion. The record is from RefSeq and is a predicted model, not a curated record.